GCAUUCCGAUUCUUCCUGACAAAGUUGCCGUGAUACAUGCAGACGUGAUGUUAACUACUCAAACGCUUACACUUAUGCGCUUCUGGAAUUGAGGAGAGAAUAGGGGUGAAAGGGGGAAUGCUCAUCCUGCAUGAUUUUGGUUUGCUUACAGAGUAAAACGACCACAGACCCUUCGAAUUCUCCUGUGAUCAGGGUAAGCUUCUUUCGUUGGGAAUGUGAAUUCCCUGUCAGUCUUACUAUAAACAUUUUGGGUCGCUUUUUACUGGGGAGAUCUGCUGAUAUUCACACAGCCUCUUGGGAAAAUCGUUGUUUUUGCAUCAUGCCAUAAUGGAUGGAUGGAGGGUGAUGAGAACGUUUCGACUGGAAUCUUUCAACUUUGCCAUCACGCUUAUUUUGGAUUGUGAUAUAUGACUUGGAUGUGGCAUCGUUUGUUCUCAGACGCGCUGUUAAUAUUGGACACCACGAUUUUACGCGGGAAUUAUGUGCAUGGAUAUGGUAGGAAACUAGAUCGGGAGACAUGUUCCAUGGUGAAACUACAUGCUUGACACACGGAUACCCCUCUGACUCGCUUAUAUUCCGGGGGCAGCGACGGGCAGGUGCGCGUUGGAAUCGGCGGCUGCGCGAAGCGACUGGGGUCCUGGACUAGAACCGUACCGUCUGAUGAGAGCGCGUGUCAUGCGGACUCAGCUGUCGCGCGCUGUAAGGCUUUAAAACCUGUGGACAGGAGCUGACAGAUAAACUGAUAUGUCCUCUGCCAUGCGGCGCCGCUGGCUUAUGGUGCCUCUGCUCAUGCAGGUGUGGCUGGCAGCAUCUCCGUCCCUCAGCGAGCGUCCAUGCCCCAAGAGCUGUCGCUGCGAUGGGAAAAUUGUCUACUGUGAGUCCAGCGGUUUCCGCGAUGUGCCCAAGAACCUCUCAGGGGGCUGCCAAGGCCUGUCCUUACGCUACAACAGUCUGGUCAGUCUCAGAGCUGGACAGUUUGUGGGCCUCAACCAGCUCAUCUGGCUCUACUUAGACCACAACUACAUUGCCUCUGUAGACGUACUGGCUUUCCAAGGCGUCCGAAGGCUCAAGGAGCUGAUCCUGAGCUCAAACAAGAUCACAAUGCUCCACAACACCACUUUCCACCCUGUACCCAACCUCCGCAACCUGGACCUGUCUUACAACAAACUGGCGUCUCUGCAGCCGGGCCAGUUCCAGGGCCUCCGCAAGCUCCUCAGCCUGCACAUGCGCUCCAACUCCUUGAAAAGCAUUCCUGUGCGUUUGUUCCAGGACUGCAGAAACCUGGAGUUCCUGGACCUGGGCUACAACCGCCUGCGCAGCAUCACACGCAACGCCUUCUCAGGCCUGCUGAAGCUGACCGAGCUGCACCUGGAGCACAACCAGUUCUCCAAGAUAAACUUUUCCCACUUCCCACGCCUCUACAACCUGCGGGCGCUAUACCUGCAGUGGAACCGCAUCCGCUCCAUGAGCCAGGGCCUGACCUGGACCUGGACCUCCCUGCAGAAGCUGGACCUGUCUGGAAAUGAUCUGCAAGAGGUGGAUGCUACGGUCUACCAAUGCCUGCCCAACCUUCAAACACUCAAUCUGGAUUCCAAUAAGCUGACCAACGUGUCCCAGGAGACAGUGUCUGCCUGGAUCUCUCUGACCACCAUCAGCCUGGCGGGGAACGUGUGGGACUGUGGCCCUGUGGUCUGCCCCCUGGUGGUCUGGCUGAGGAACUUCAAGGGGAACAAGGAGAACAACAUGAUCUGCGCUGCCCCCAAGGAAGCCCAGGGAGAGAAGGUCAUGGAUGCCGUUGACACCCACAGUGUGUGUCAGGAUAACGCAAUUACACCCCUCACGGCCAGCGCCCCACCCACCCCAUCUAAUGACCCAGACCAGACAGAGCGCCGCCCUGUCUACCCCACACCACCCACACAAGGUGGGAAGAGGGGGGAGGGAUUCAGAGGAGGCCCUACUUCUCCAGCUGUUACCUCGGUCGUGGCGCCACCACCUGAACAGUUUGAGCCUGUGUCCUUUCACAAGAUAGUGGCGGGGAGUGUUGCCCUGUUCUUGUCUGUGGUGAUGAUCCUGUUGGUGAUCUACGUUUCAUGGAAGCGCUAUCCCAGCAGCGUCAAGCAGCUGCAGGAGCACUCGGCCGCAGCUCGCAAGCGCCGGAAAAAAGCCAGAGAGACGGAGCGCACGCUGAGUUCCCCACUGCAGGAGUACUAUGUGGACUACAAGCCCACCAAUUCGGAGGCCAUGGACGUGCUUGUCAAUGGGACUGGCUCCUGCACCUACACCAUCUCAGGCUCCAGGGAAUGCGAGGCCCCGCACCAGAUGGGCGCCCUAACGUACUACCGGUAUGAGCAACCUAUCGUGGACUACUGCCAAGCCCAUCAGCCCCUGCGGCUCAACAUGGGCUACGAGGGCCCCCCGCAGGGCCUGGAGGAGCUGGGGCCACGCGAGAGGGCCACCAUACAGACUGUAGCGCUGCCCACUGUGCCCUCUGCCACCAUGGGGGUGAGGGCCAGGCCCCGCUCACCACCCUCUAUCCUCAGAGUCCCGUCCGAGGGCACCGGCGGUCCCUUCCCUCCCCCAGAGCGCACCACCACGCUCACCUUUGGACGCUAACAGCUGGAGCGAGAGGCUGUCAUUUGAGGCAGGGUGGGGAUGCCACAGAUCCACCAUGACUCUUGAAUAGAGGGCGAUGGAGCGGAGUGGUUCUUUGGGGCCUUUUUUAGCACAUUGGCAUGGGAAGCUACAAAGGGGCGGAGGUGAGGAGAAGAAAACAAAAAAAUAUCAAUUUACAUGGCUAGAUGCCUUUGGCAUCUGGCACCCGGAAUGUGACCAUUAUGAAGGCUGAUGCAUCCUGGGAGUUCUGCUAUCAUCUCUCUUUAUUUUUCCAAACACUUCAAAGUGGCCCUCCUGCUCCCCUCCUCCUGGCUCUUGGGAAACUUGAAACGUGAUGCAACAUGCAUGACACGUUAACAUUAACAUCGCUUUGGUUACAGCUCUGGCCCAUACAGCGACAACAUUGUAGGGUGCCUGCACCAGGGAAUGGAUAAUGACAGUUCUUUCACGCUGUGUUUGGAGUGAAAAAGGAAUGUGCAAUAAACAAGGUUUCUGGAGGAAAAUGAAAUGAGGGAGAUAUAAAGAAAAAUAAACAUCGUGACACAAAAUCAUGUUUACCAGAGCUCAAAGGCUUGCUGUUAUUCCCAUUAAAAUUGCCAGUCAGCAGUCAUAAUGCUAUCUAAUGGGAAUCAUUUCAUUAAAAUGAGCUAAUUUUUCUAAACAGGAGAAUGAUGUGGCGAGGGAAAAGAAGUAGAGCAUUGUAUGAUUUCCAUGGAGGUCACAGUCUCAUGCUAAGUUCUAUUCAUGUGCUCAUGUCAUACCAAAGAUGUGUUAUUUUAUAUGUACAUAAUAGCAUUUGUUUUCUUUAUACUUUUUGUUUCUGAAAACAUCCAAACUGGUACACAUUAAAUGGUUUACUUUUUAUAAAUGUACGUCUGCCACCUGUAUACAGAUAUGUACAACCAAACCACAUGAUAUCGUCUACGCAGGCUGCCGAGGCCUGUGUCUGUAAAUGGUGGCGCAGCCUACUCAGUUUGCCAAGUUGUCAUUACAAAAAGAUAAUUUGAUGUAGUCCGAUCUAUAGGAAAAAUAUAGGAAGCAUGUGUAAUGGCUUGUCAAGAUUUGGCAGCUGGCUGGAAUUGGCCCACCAUGUAUUAUACUCUCUAUGAUCUGGGGAAUUCAUGGGUUGAUAUCUAUCUCAUUAAAUCCUUUAAAUGGAAUAGCUGGAAGUGAAGUAUUAGGGCAGAAUGAAGCUCUUUAAAAUGCCAAUGCUUUGCGAUGCUCAGUUUGAUCAAAUUGGGCAAAGCAGUUAACAAGGUUGUCUGCAGGUCCUUCGAGGGACCUCAACUGAAGGUUGAAUCUCUUACCACCUGUAAAGGCCUAGCAAGCCAUUUUACAUAUUUGAUUUCUCAAAGCAAUGCUUCAUUUUCUUGUAACUGUUUGUGAUGUGACCGGUAGGUUGGUAUUCUGGUAGGUUGGUGAUGUACUGCUCCUGUGCUGCCCCCUACUCCCUCAGAGACAGUGCAGACACAGAGCCCAGUGCCUCAUCGGGGCUUGUUGGACUGGCUGACACGUUGAUGUUUCUUCGACCUCCAGAUGAACUCACUGACUGUGGUGGACUGCCACUGGGGAUGGAUAUUGCCUGUUAACAACACAGCCAUUUGCCAGCCAGUGUGCCUGACAGUGUUCGGACGCUCACCAGAUGAAUGUGGACACUCUCUCUGUCACCCAUGGCCACUAUUGGACAUCCUUAACCAUUGAUUGAUGGAGUUGAUGAUGGACUUGAACAUUUGUUGUGGUUGCUUUCAACCGGCAUCCCCCACCCUCCUUACUCCCCAUGUCCAAAUAACAACAUGCUAUGGUAAUUUUUGUAUCUGUCUGGAUAAUUGUCUGUGGUCAUCACUGGCCUGCCACAGGAGAAGGUAAGGGCCGGGACAUGGAUUGGGGGGGGGUAUGCUUUUGUGAAGUUUCUUGACCUGGGAGCAAAAGUGACACUUUUUGAGAUGAUCAAAGAUGUCAAGAAAUUCUAUAAAAUACUCAAUCAAAAGGACAAAAUCCAUCUGGACUUAUGUGUCUUGUAAAUAUAGAAAAAAGUUACAUAUUUCGCUUCUUCUGAAACACAAACUGCUUGUGGCCAGAAGAGGAGCCUUAUCCACGAACCAGUGUGAGGAAGGGAGUCUGUCCUGAAGAUGGCUUUGGGAGGGAGGUGAUGAUUCCCACCAUUUGCUCUUCUCUCCUUGUUUUAAUGAUGAAUAUGUUUCUAACUGCUCCCACAUCCCUCCACCACGUCCCUCCACCACGUCCCUCCACCACGUCACCAUUCUUGCAGAGAUAGUCUAUCACUGAGGUUAUUAGUUAUUUCUCAUGGUCACACCCCCUACCGGAGCCACACAUGACAGGGACAUUGGAAGCCCUAACAUAAUGACUUGAAGUGUCAAUAAUUUGAAGUGUCUGGCCUGUAGUAGAGUAUUUUUCAUAGCAGGCUUCAAAUAAGCCAUUUUCUUGGUACAAGUCAUUCUUUCGUUAUUAAAGUUAUUUUGAAAAGUUUUUUUUGUGCCAUGAUAACUUUAUUUUUCAUUUAAUAAUUUACCAACCCCUAAGCAAACACAGAAAUAAUGCUCUUAUAAUGAUAUCAUGAUCUAGAAGUUUUUUCAGAUAUGCCCCACAUAUUACAUAAAAACUGUCGGUUUACUCAAAAUGGCUUCUGACUGCAGUGCUGGUUUGAGUUUAAAUUGUAAUAAAUGUUGAGCAAAUGUCUUUACAAAUGGGACAUCUCACUCUCAGUUCUAUCAACGUCUUGCCUUACUCUUUAUACCUCCCCUGCCCCCUGCCAUCUCCCUGGCCUGGAUCUCAUCACUCCCCUGCCCCCUGCCAUCAACCUGGCCUGGAUCUCAUAACUCCCCUGCCCCCUGCCAUCUCCCUGGCCUGGAUCUCAUAACUCCCCUGCCAUCAACCUGGCCUGGAUCUCAUAACUCCCCUGCCCCCUGCCAUCUCCCUGGCCUGGAUCUCAUAACUCCCCUGCCCCUGCCAUCUCCCUGGCCUGGAUCUCAUAACUCCCCUGCCCCCUGCCAUCUCCCUGGCCUGGAUGUCAUAACUCCCCUGCCCCCUGCCAUCAACCUGGCCUGGAUCUCAUAACUCCCCUGCCCCCUGCCAUCUCCCUGGCCUGGAUCUCAUAACUCCCCUGCCAUCUCCCUGGCCUGGAUCUGAUACCUCCCCUGCCCCCUGCCAUCUCCCUGACCUGAAUCUGAUACCCCCCCUGCCCCCUGCCAUCUCCCUGGCCUGAAUCUGAUACCUCCCCUGCCCCCUGCCAUCUCCCUGGCCUGAAUCUGAUACCUCCCCUGCCAUCUCCCUGGCCUGGAUCUCAAACCUCCCCUACCCCCUGCCAUCUCCCUGGCCUGGAUCUGAUACCUCCCCUGCCCCCUGCCAUCUCCCUGGCCUGAAUCUCAUGUCUGUCUUUGGUGACUUUGGUGAACCUGUUUUAUAACAUUCUAAUUCUUUCCGCAUGCUGACUAUUAGGGAAACCACAUCCUGAUAUGAGUGUGUGCACUGAACUAGAAACAGAAAGUAUGGAGAAUCUUUCCUGUUUGACAUGCCCUAGAACCACAAAGACAUGUUUUCACACACACACACACACACACACACACACACACACACACACACACACACACACACACACACACACACACACACACACACACACACACACACACACACACAGGUCACUUUGUUUUCUCUCAAGCAAGCUGUUCACUGAGCCCUCCAUAGCCAUUCCUCUCCUGAGUAGAUUUCUCUAGCACAAUGGGCCCUCCAUUCUCCAUGCAGUCUGUAUGCAUAGAGGCUUUUGUUGGACGAGGUUAUACCCCAGAGAGAGGCUUUCCUCUUCUAUCCUGGUAAUACGUUUCUAGACCAGUCUUCAUAAUUUAGUUUUCUUCAUUAAUAUGUUUCCUUAAGCAGUAAUCUCUUAACAGCAGUCCAACAACGGUCAAAGCGAUUUCACCCCAAUAUGUAAUUGGAAGGUGAAAUGAACACAUUAUAAUCACAAUUAAAUUAGUGGCUAAUAAAUAAUCGGUUUACCAUUAUCUACAUCCAUGAUCAGCACUGAUAAGGCCAUUGGAAUAAAAGGACCCUGCUGUCUUGCAUUAACUAGUCUUUUGGCCCAUUUUUCUUAUGCCGUACUGUAUGGGGGCUUUCAGCACAGGGACUAAACUUAAGGAACAUCUGUGCUAGCCCAGCAAUGCCGACAGGCUUUGUUUUUUCCUCUGCUUUGUUUCUUUUGGGUUUUGUUUUCCCUUCUACCCCCACCCUCCGAGUAUGGGCUCAAAUCCCUGCUGGGAACAGAUUUUGCUGAAGGGGGGCUGAAUGAAGGUCUGAAGUGUUGCAGGGAAGCCUUUCAUAUUUCCUUGUUUAUGCUCAGAGGAAUGGCUAAAUGCAAAUCACUAGGGGGAAUGGGGAGGGGGGAAGAACAGAAAUUAAGGAAAGGGGUAAGAACAAGGGGAUUGUACUGUAUUUGGUUAAAACAAAGGUUCCGCGUCCCAUGCACACCAGGGGAUGCUAUCCUAACACCUUGCUACACAUCUACAGUAAACAUGUAGGAGGCGGCACACAGACACCUGCCUAUCUCCUAAAUCCUUCCACACCUUGGCUGUAUGCAGUCUUAUCACGCCUGGUGCACAUGGCUGAGGAUGCAGUGAGCGGUCUCAUCAUUGUACUCUGCAACUUCCCCACAGGGCCUAACAUCUGCUGCUGAUGUACCAUGGCUUUUGUUGCCCAGGCUCUGUCACUGCUGGUGCACACCAAGUUUGUGGUGUCUUAAACCUGGUCCUUAUAUCUCACCAUGGCUCCGGGCUCUGCAGCACCUCAGCCUCCCUGCCAUCAACACAACACAUCCCCCAUCCAGUUCAUCUGAGGCCAACCACAGAGCUUCAAUGGCUUCUAAGUGAUCAAUAGAUUUGAAAAAUGUAUUCCCAGCCAGAUGUGGUUUUGGGUCGUCUUUUCUAGUCCCUGCCAUCCAUCUCUGAGUCCAAUACUGGGGUGUUAUACAGUUACAGUAGAGGGCCUCUAUAGGGCCCAGAGCAUGUGGAGACCUGAGGAAUUACAGGACAGUAGGAGGAGCUCUUACAUCCCUGUAAUUCCCCUGAAUCAAUGUCCCAUUACGGAUGUUCAGGCCAGUCUUUUUACCUCCCCAUUGAUUGCUAUUGUUCCAUGCUGUUACAUAUUAGCUGUAAGUCUUUAACCUUAAUCCCUAUUGUCUUGACCCUAGUUUAUAACCAUUGCUUAUGCCAAAGGGCAGAGUAAAAUCUAAGCAUAACCAUUAUCCUGUCAGAGAAACAGGCGAUAUUUUGGUAUGACAAAGCAUGUUUACACCCCUAAUUGGAUUUCUGUUAACAGAAAACAAGGAACACUACUUUCAUAUAGACUCCAUUUUACUGCCACAGUCAAUGUAGAGAUGUGAACGUAUAGUAAAACUGACAGAAAACAAUAUUAUCAUAUUAUUUUUCUCCUUGCCUGCUCCAAGCUUCUCCACACUCUCCCAUCCCACCAAUAUCCUCUUAUUCUUUCCAUGAUAUUUCCAUGGGAAUUCCUGCUUUUCCCUCUCAUCCAUCUCCUAAGGAGGGCAUUGAUUUCUGUGGGAUGUAAAUAUGCGCUGCAUUGUUUUCUUCUGUAGUUGGUUUGUUGUUGUUUUGGUUUUUAUAUUUUAUUUGUAUGUACUCAGACCUAAAGCGGUUUUGUGGAGACCUGGUCCAAACGCAAAAUAUGGCUCUUUCGUUGAGUAUAUUAUUGUCAGAAAAUGUUUUGUAAAAAUUUUGAUGACGAAAUCUAAAAUAAAUACAUU
Messenger RNA from Salmo salar (Atlantic salmon), 8386 nucleotides. RefSeq names its product leucine-rich repeat transmembrane neuronal protein 4. NCBI's taxonomy places the organism in Eukaryota, Metazoa, Chordata, Actinopteri, Salmoniformes, Salmonidae. Gene Ontology annotation, molecular function: protein binding. The record is from RefSeq and is a predicted model, not a curated record.